UCCAAAAGACAUGAGUAUCAAUGUAGUUUUGACGGUGACCCUUUUAGGAAUGAUUGCCAUGCUGGUUUACGGUCAACAAGAAAUAAGUGAAGACUGCUUUACCAGACCCAACACCAAGAACCCAAAAAAAUGUUGCAAAAUGCCGAAUAUCAAACCACCGCGAGAAAACGUAACCGCUUGUGUAAGGACGAUCCCGAAGCCAACUGGGCCGCCACCGAUGCGGGGAAAUCAUCCACGUAGCUUUCCACCAAGGCAAAAUUGUAUUUCGGAGUGCUUAUUUGAACAGGGAGGCAUUAUAUCUGACGGUGUGUUGAACAAAGAGGCAGCAACAACUACUCUGAUUGCAUUGGUGGGAUCAUCCUCCGAUUGGCAGACCGUUGCCAAUACGUCCAUUGAGACGUGUUUUGAAAAAGUUUCGUCGUUGGGAAAUCAGAAAGACCGAUUGGGAUGUAGCAUGAUUGCGGGAAGCUUCAAGGAAUGUGUACAUACGAUGAUGUUCACGAAUUGUCCUACUGAAUCCUGGACUGCUAGUACGGAAUGUGACCAACUGAAGGCCCAUUUGGAGAAAGAUUGCCCAUUGAUGACUUUGUUUAAGGCUCCUCCUCCACAAAAGACAUUAUUAGGCUAAUAAACAAUAAUUG
Armigeres subalbatus is the source of this 641-nucleotide messenger RNA. RefSeq names its product general odorant-binding protein 66-like. The transcript has 4 exons. The record is from RefSeq and is a predicted model, not a curated record. Bases 11 to 628 code for a protein of 205 amino acids. NCBI's taxonomy places the organism in Eukaryota, Metazoa, Arthropoda, Insecta, Diptera, Culicidae. Gene Ontology annotation, molecular function: odorant binding.